Racocetra persica is the source of this 254-nucleotide messenger RNA. The record is from the annotation of a GenBank genome assembly. NCBI's taxonomy places the organism in Eukaryota, Fungi, Glomeromycota, Glomeromycetes, Diversisporales, Gigasporaceae.
CUAAUUUUGAGCAUCAUUGGGUGCAAUUUAUUGCAUUUCUUGAACUAUUCCCUAAGGCUUCUCAUUAUGUGCUUGAAAUACUUUAUUCUACAUACCAUAGCUGGGCCAUAUAUUAUAUACAGACAUGUUUCACAGCUGGUAUCCAAAGUACACAGCGAAUAGAGAGUAUCAAUGGAAUCAUCAAAAAGGAAGUUUCACAUAGCACAAUGUUACUACAUUUGGUUGAUAUAAUACAAAAUCGUCUAAAUAAGUAA